Molecule: messenger RNA, 3211 nt
Organism: Sorex fumeus (smoky shrew)
Lineage: Eukaryota; Metazoa; Chordata; Mammalia; Eulipotyphla; Soricidae
Gene: TICAM1
Product: TIR domain containing adaptor molecule 1
Biological process (GO): lipopolysaccharide-mediated signaling pathway; response to exogenous dsRNA; TRIF-dependent toll-like receptor signaling pathway
Molecular function (GO): protein kinase binding
Source: RefSeq, a predicted model, not a curated record
AGGCCGCACGCGGAAGGAAGCUCCGCGCGAGCGGUCCAGGCCCCCGUGCGCGCCCCGCGCUUUGGAGCCCCGUGGACGAGCGGCCGCCGGUCCUGGAGUCCGGGUCGGCCGGUGGCGGCCCCUGAUGCGCUCUGCCCAGGUAGAGCGAGUCGGGGAGGCCAGUGGUGGACGGGACUGGCCAGCAUCACGAGGCCCGGGCUCCGCGUGUGUCCAUGGCCAGUCAGUGCCCGUCUCUGCCCGGGGCCUUUGCCAUCCUGAGCAGAGACUCCUGCACCUGCAACACAAGCCGAAGCGCCUGAGGGCAGGCUGCCCGCCGGCUGCGCUGCUCCUCAUGGUGCGCCAGCAGCUGGGCCAGGACACCAAGGCCCGGAGCUGCCUGCGGGCGCUGAAGGCGGACGCGGAGGCCCAGCUGGUCGCCAGCCACUGGGCGGGCAUGGACGCCGCCGGCGCCCCCGCGCCCGCGGAGCCCCCAGACCUGUCGCGGGCCGCGGCCCCGCUGCACCACCUGCUCGCGGAGGAGGAGGAGGAGGAGCUGUGCCCGGGUGCCAUGCAGGACUCGGCGUCGUACCAGACGGCCCUGCAGACGCCGAGCGUCAGGGCCGAUCCCCGGCUGUGGGAGCUCCAGGAGGAGGCCCGGGAGCACCGUGCAUGGGACCUCGCCGAUCCCCGGCUGUGGGAGCUCCAGGAGGAGGCCCGGGAGCACCGUGCAUGGGACCUCGCCGAUCCCCGGCUGCGGGAGCUCCAGGAGGAGGCCCGGGAGCACCGUGCAUGGGACCUCGCCGAUCCCCGGCUGUGGGAGCUCCAGGAGGAGGCCCGGGAGCACCGUGCAUGGGACCUCGCCGAUCCCCGGCUGCGGGAGCUCCAGGAGGAGGCCCGGGAGCACCGUGCAUGGGACCUCGCCGAUCCCCGGCUGCGGGGGCUCCAGGAGGAGGCCCAGGAGCACCGUGCACGGGACCUCCCCGAUCCACGGCUGCGGGGGCUCCAGGAGGAGGAGGCCCGGGAGCACCGUGCAUGGGACCUCGCCGAUCCCCGGCUGCGGGGGCUCCAGGAGGAGGCCCGGGAGCACCGUGCAUGGGACCUCGCCGAUCCCCGGCUGCGGGGGCUCCAGGAGGAGGCCCGGGAGCACCGUGCAUGGGACCCCGCCGAUCCCCGGCUGCGGGGGCUCCAGGAGGAGGCCCGGGAGCACCGUGCAUGGGACCCCGCCGAUCCCCGGCUGCGGGGGCUCCAGGAGGAGGCCCGGGAGCACCGUGCAUGGGACCCCGCCGAUCCCCGGCUGCGGGAGCUCCAGGAGGAGGCCCGGGAGCACCGUGCAUGGGACCCCGCCGAUCCCCGGCUGCGGGGGCUCCAGGAGGAGGCCCGGGAGCACCGUGCACGGGACCUCGCCGAUCCCCGGCUGCAGAAGCUCCAGGAGGAGGCCCGGGAGCACCGUGCACGGGACCCCGCCGAUCCCCGGCUGCGGGGGCUCCAGGAGGAGGCCCGGGAGCACCGUGCAUGGGACCCCGCCGAUCCCCGGCUGCGGGAGCUCCAGGAGGAGGCCCGGGAGCACCGUGCACGGGACCUCGCCGCCGAUGCAGAGCCCUUCCAGCCCCUCCGCUCCGGGCCGGGCCAGCCCCCGCGCUCCUCCUCGUCGCCGCUGCCCAUCGAGGGCCCGCCGGGCUGGAGCCAUGGGCGCUCCCUGAGGUCCACGGGGAGCCCCACCUCCCUGGCCAGCAGGCUGGAGAUCAGCCAGUCCCCGACCAGGACCGUCCUGGGCUCGCAGCGCGGCCCGCGGGGGCCCAGCAAGCUGUGCGCGGAGCCCGGGCGGGCGGCGGGGGGCGGCCAGGAGCCCGAGGAGACGAGCUGGCCGCCCGCCUCGGAGCCCGCGAGCCCCCCGGGGCUCCCCGAGGCCAGCGCUGCGGGCAGCGGGCCCUCCCCCGGGCAGCCGCGCCCCGAGGCGGCGCCGGGCCCCGCCCACCCGGCGCCCACCGGAAGCGGAAGUGCCGGCCCCGACCGGAAGCCGCGCGCCGGAAGUGCCCGCGCGGGCCGCGGCCGGGCGUCCGGCGCGGCGCUGGGCGCGGGGCCCUCGUUGCCCGCGGCCCCCCCCCGGAAGUUCCACAGCUUCGUGGUGCUGCACACGCGCGCCGACGAGCACGUGGCCCUGCGCGUGCGGCGGCGGCUGGAGGGCCUGGGCGUGGCGGGCGGCGCCACCUUCUGCGAGGACUUCCAGCAGCCGGGCCGCGGGGAGCUGCGCUGCCUGCAGGACGCGCUGGAGCACUCGGCCUUCGCCGUGCUGCUGCUCACGCCCAGCUUCGGCUGCCGCCUGAGCCUGCACCAGCUCGGCCAGGCGCUCCUGGGCAGCCUCACGCGGCCCGGCUGGCGCGACAGCGCCGUCCCCUUCCUGCCCCUCGAGAGCUCCGCGGAGCAGCUGAGCCCCGACGCGGCCGCGCUGCUCGCGGGCCUGGUCUGGCUGGACGAGCGCUCGCCCGUCUUCGCGCAGAAGGUGGGCCGCACCUUCCGGCCCCAGGUGCUGCGGGAGCGCCGGGAGCACUGGAGGAGGGAGCAGGAGGUGCACGCCCUGCGCGAGCGGCGCCAGCGGCUGCAGGGGGAGCAGCAGCGGGCCCGCGCCUGGGCCGCCGCGACCUCGGCCUACGCCCGGAGCUACCGGGCGUUCUGCCGGCAGAUGGAGCAGCUGCGGGUGGAGCUGGGCGGGUUCGAGGCCUGGGGCGCGGGGGACCCCGGGGCGCCCCCGCCGCUCUCCCCGGCCUGGCCGCCCGGCGUCCCGCCGCCCCCUGCUCUGCAGCCCCCCUUCCCGCCGCCCUCCCCCCAGAGCCCGGGGGUGCAGCCCCUGAUCAUCCAGAACGCCCACAUGGUGCAGCUGGGGCUGAGCAACCACAUGUGGGGCCAGAGAGGGGCCCCGCCCCUGGAGGACAAGGCGGGACCGGAGGCCGAGUGACCGCGGGACCGGGUCUGAUCUUUGGGGGACCUUGGGGGGUCCCGUCCCUCUCGCCCAGCCGCCUACAGGGGUGGUCGGGAGAGGUUUUGCCACCCAGAACAUUCUGGAAGGAGACUGCUACUCUCGGGAAGUGGCGUGAGCAAGACCCGAUGAUGAUGUUUGUGGUGUCCCGGGGUCUUGGGAUUGGACGUGGGGUUGGCUCACCUAUUCUGAUACUAGAUGCAGGGCUGGGGGAGAUUGCUGAGGUGCUUCGAUUGUGAUAAAUAUUUAUUGAGUGAA